This is a messenger RNA of Sciurus carolinensis (gray squirrel), 1146 nucleotides long. Its product is annotated as melanoma-associated antigen 8-like. The transcript has 3 exons. Bases 1 to 1146 code for a protein of 381 amino acids. Gene Ontology annotation, biological process: negative regulation of transcription by RNA polymerase II. Gene Ontology annotation, cellular component: nucleus. Lineage: Eukaryota; Metazoa; Chordata; Mammalia; Rodentia; Sciuridae. The record is from RefSeq and is a predicted model, not a curated record.
AUGUCAGCUCAUCGACAAAAGCGCCAGCAUCGCAAGCAGGAAGGAGGUCCUAAAGCCCAAAUGGAGGCAGGGAGCCUUGUUGGUGUGCAGGUCCUCAGACCUGAGGAGGAGGGCAUCUCCUCUGCCUGCAUUUCCUCCAGUUCCCUUCCUCUGAUACCAGCUACCCAGAGGGAGGUGUCUGCUCCUGGGCCACUGGUUUUUCCACAGGUUCCUUGGAGAUCCUCCUCUCUGUCUGUCACCAUGGAUCCCACUUCAUUGAUCCAGUCCAAUGAAAUCUCUAGCAGCCAAAAAGGGGAGGAGGGUCCAUUUCUCUGUCAGGACCAGGAACACCAUGAGUCCUUCUUGGGAGACCCAUUGGAUGAGAAGAUGUCUGAUUUGGUGCAGUUCCUGCUUCUCAAGUAUCAAAUGAAGGAGCUGACCACCAAGGCAGAAAUGCUAAGGAGCAUCAUCAAAAAUUACCAGAGCCACUUCCCUGUGAUCUUCAGUGUAGCAUCUGAGUACAUGCAUCUGGUCUUUGGUAUUGAUGUAAAGGAAGUGGACCCCUCUGGCCACUCCUAUGCCAUUGUCAAUGCUUUGGGCCUCACCUAUGAGGGGGUGCUAGGUGAUGAUCAGAGCAUGCCCAAGACGGGCCUUCUGAUAAUGGUCUUGUGCAUCAUCUUCAUGGAAGGUGACCAUGCCACUGAGGAAGUUGUCUGGAAUGCUCUGAGUGUGAUGGGGGUGUAUGCUGGGAGGGAACACUUCAUCUAUGGGGAGCCUAGGAAAUUCAUCACUGAAGAUUUGGUGCAGGAACAGUACCUGGAGUAUCGCCAGGUGCCAGGCAGUGAUCCUGCUUGCUAUGAGUUCCUAUGGGGUCCAAGGGCCCAUGCUGAAACAAGCAAGAUGAAAGUCCUGCAGUACUGGGCCCGGGUCCAUGGGAGUGACCCUCGGUCCUACCCUUCCCUGUAUGAAAAGGCUAUGAGAGAAGAGGAAGAGGGGGCCCAAGUGCCAAAAGACCUGCAGAGAGAUGAGACCGAAUGUCCCAAGAAGUGCGGCCUCGAAGUCCCUGUUCUGCAACCUGGCCUGUUGCUCAGCUCCGUGCAGAAGUAUCCUGGCUUCCCCCAUAGCUCAUCCUGGAACCUUUCUGAUUGCAACAGCAACUUCAACUGA